CUAAAAACUGCCAGGGCCUAUGGAUCUCCAACUGCUCUUGUGCGGUCGCGCAUACAGCGUCGUAACUGUGUCUUACUCGGGUAAAAACAUGUGAGACAUCUGCAGCGGCCAACGAGUAUGGCGCUCGCUUUGACCCUGGGAGGUCUAGGUUGUUACCUCUUGGUUACGAUUUGCACAGGGUUAUCGCUGCGCAACUAAUCUCCCACACGCUACGCUUUGGUCUAGCCAACAGUCCCUGCGACGGAUCUGUAUUGCGCGUUCUCUAGAUCGAACAAGCAAUUGGUAGUCCAACACCACCAUGGCGGCAUUGUAGCUUAGUUUUCUGAGUGGAGUCAUGCGUGAAACCGGAAGCGUGUGCUCUGCUCGUGCUCUGCUCGGGUAGCCUACUAAUAAGAGGCCCGAGGGAAGUCGAUUACAGCUUUGAUAGGAGGGCGGCUUCUGGACAAGGUUCCCCACAACGGCUAGGGCAAUACUAGACGGCCAGAGGAUCAGACAGCGCUUGCGGAGAACUCCUGAGCACCACCAAGCCAUUAAUAUGGGGAGCUUGGUUGCUCCAGGGUUGGACUUUUUAUCUACCGCCAUGGCAGACGUCAAUUGCCUUUCUUCAUAUUCAACCAGUCUUGUCUAAAUAUAUGGAAGUGCCACGCCAACCAUGUCAAAACAUAUAAUCCUCUCUCUCCUCCUCCUCCUCCCCUCCCUCACAUCGGCCUCCUAUCCCACCUCCGGUCCCGCCAUAACAGACCGCUACUGGGACUGCUGCAAGCCCUCCUGCGGAUGGAAAGGCAAAGCCAGCUUCAACUCCCCCGUCUUCUCCUGCGACAGCAAUAACACCCAUCUCAGCGACUUCGACGCCGGCACUGGGUGUAAUGGCGGGAAUGCAUUCUUAUGCGCUGAUCAAUCGCCCUGGGCGGUUAACGAUACGUUCUCCUACGGCUUCGCGGGGGCGUCGUUCCCGGGAUAUGUUGAGGAUGCGUGGUGUGGAGCUUGUUACCAGCUGGACUUUACGAGCGGGGAGGUGAAGGGGAAACGAAUGGUCAUCCAGGUUCACAAUACGGGAUAUGAUGUACACACUGCGAAUAGAUUUGCUCUUGCCAUUCCAGGCGGAAAUACAAGCUAUGCCGCGGCAUGUGCGCUCCAAUACGGCGUCUCUAAUACAGUCUUCGGCGAGGCAGAUGUCGGUCUCAUUACAGCUUCUCAGUGCGACAAGCUGCCCAAGGCUCUACAAGCGCCGUGUCAUUGGCGGUUCAAUUGGUUUCUAGAUGCCCAGCGACCGACCGCGAAUUUUACGCGGGUCGAAUGCCCUGCGGUGCUGACGAAUCGAACGGGAACAAUUCGAGACGACGAUAAGACUUUUGUGACACAAUCUUCGGCGCAAAAGAGUGUUUAUUCGCCAUAUCUGCUGGCUGGUUUUCUGGCUUUGCUAUCUGGUAUCGUCCUUAUUUAAGUGGGGUUUACACGAUGGGAUGGAAAGUCCCUAGAUGGGUGGAGUUUAUACCAGGUGGGGAAGGCGCAUAAAUUUUUAGGUUUCUGUGCCGGGGAGUUCUGUUAGAGUUUGGGGCGAUGGGCUAGGCGUGGAUAUAUUCAUGGAGUAAGGGAGAGAUGAUGGGUGGUAGGUUGGGAAAGGCACAGCUAAUAUAGAGCUCAUAGAGAUGACUAAACCUUAUAACAGGAAAGUCAGUCCUGGUUGGUUAUAAAUAUAAAUCAGACUUAAUAUUGCGCAGCUGGAAAACAUUCAAAGAGCUAUUAUUUUUUAUUUAAUGUCUAGUCAUAUGUAGUAAUAUAUAUCCAGCGCCGUACUCCGU
Messenger RNA from Pseudogymnoascus verrucosus, 1802 nucleotides. RefSeq lists its product as uncharacterized. The transcript is spliced from 3 exons. Gene Ontology annotation, molecular function: cellulase activity. Bases 653 to 1444 code for a protein of 263 amino acids. NCBI's taxonomy places the organism in Eukaryota, Fungi, Ascomycota, Leotiomycetes, Thelebolales, Thelebolaceae. The record is from RefSeq and is a predicted model, not a curated record. Gene Ontology annotation, biological process: carbohydrate metabolic process.